AUGGAGCGAGCCGGGCAGGAAACAGCCCGUAAGGCAGAACGUGAGCUGUCUGAACGGACAAAGGAGAUCGAGACCCUCCGCGACGAGAUGACCAAGCUUCAGAGACAGGUACAGAACAAGACCUCGGAACUAUCUGCCGCAGACGUUCAGGUGCAGGCCCUGGAGAGAGACCUCCAGGGCGAGAAGGAGAAGAACAAGUCCAUGGCUCACUUCCGAACCAAGUAUAACGUUGAAGAGGGCCGGCACAAGAGUGAGAUUGACCAGUUGAACGCCGAGCAUCAAAAGGAGAUCCAGCGACUCAAGGCCGAACAAGACAAGGCUGUCGAAGCUCUCGAGGCCAAGCACGCCCGGGAGAUCAAGGGGCUGGAGGGUGCUGUUCACGGCCACCAGCAGCGUUCAGACCGUCGCAGCCUGCCACUUCUCACGCCAUCCACCACAGGGGCGGCAUCCUUCUACCGGCCACAGGCCACAGAGCCUUCCGAGUGGCAACAGCUGCUGGACCUAGAGUCCACACAGGACGACGAGGGACACGGUUUCCUCAGGUCCAUAGAACCGAGUAUCGCGUACGAGGACUCAGAGGUCGGGAACUUCUCCCUCAAAGACCUCCUCCCACACGUGGUCAAGAUGGCCCAAGCCCCAACGUAUAGAGAACGGUUUGAGACUUACCCCGAGAGUGGGGAGCCGGGCUGGUUCUGCUUUGUCCUUGUACGCCUGCAGGAGGGCAUUGGGCCUAGGAGUAUUGAGUUUCGAAGUUUCGAAGUAGAAUAG
Diaporthe citri is the source of this 768-nucleotide messenger RNA. RefSeq lists its product as uncharacterized. The transcript is spliced from 2 exons. Lineage: Eukaryota; Fungi; Ascomycota; Sordariomycetes; Diaporthales; Diaporthaceae. Bases 1 to 768 code for a protein of 255 amino acids. The record is from RefSeq and is a predicted model, not a curated record.